AUGGCAUACACCCGAAAGAACACGCUCUCAGCCGUGGCAUCGGGCUCUGUGCAUGCCAAAUCAGCAAUAGAGCCGCAAGAUGACGACGACAACGACGACGAGCAUCUUCCCUAUACGAUAGAGGCUGAUGGGCAUGUCGAGCUUGCCCCGCAUCUGCAGCUUCGCGCCCAAAUCAACUCAACGACAACGACGCCGACAUGGCCCUUUAAGCGAUACGGACCAGGUCCUUGCGGUCGAUCGUACGCGGCAUUGUUUCGUUCACACGACAAUGACCUUCACCCAGACGUCAGUGUAUGGGCGGAUCUAGCGCUCGAGGAGCUUGUUCCUCGGACGCGUCCAGACUCGUAUUCGUUGCCGUCGUCGUUGAUGCACCCUUAUACCCAAACAAGCUCAGGCAUGCGACGUCGAGCGCGUCCAUCAGGCAUUCCGCCUUCGCUCGGACUGAAGACAAGUGUACAAGAUGAUGAGUGGCUUCAUUCUGAGGAACAUGACGUUCUCAUUGAUCAGAGCACGGCUGUCGAUGAACAAGUCGUGGACCAAGAUCGUAGCUUUGAACGUGAACUGGAAGAAUGGACUGCGUCCGAGAUGUCUAAAAAUGCGCACAACGACGAUUAUUUUGGUGCUCAGUAUCCGAGUGUGAGGAACCGCCAAGGUGUAUCUUCUUCUACGCUACCAACAUCAUCUGACAUGGCUGAGCAGCAAGAAUUCUGUCAUGCUAUUCUUUCUGUGAUCGCCCAGCGCGAUACGUUUACACGGCAGAAACGACAGCGAGCUAAUUCUGUGUCACCCAUCCAUUCCCAACCAAGCCGACGCAAGCGCCGCUCAUUAGUACCGCCGGAUGCACAGACCGAUCGCACCACAGCUGCGGCAGCACAACUGCCACCUAACGAGCGUCGAUGGGUGUGGGGCCAAAGCCGCUCAUUACGUGAGCCUGUGUCAUGA
Malassezia globosa CBS 7966 is the source of this 942-nucleotide messenger RNA. RefSeq lists its product as uncharacterized. Bases 1 to 942 code for a protein of 313 amino acids. Lineage: Eukaryota; Fungi; Basidiomycota; Malasseziomycetes; Malasseziales; Malasseziaceae. The record is from RefSeq and is a predicted model, not a curated record. The transcript has a single exon.